Messenger RNA from Entrophospora sp. SA101, 654 nucleotides. NCBI's taxonomy places the organism in Eukaryota, Fungi, Glomeromycota, Glomeromycetes, Entrophosporales, Entrophosporaceae. The record is from the annotation of a GenBank genome assembly.
AUGUCCGAGGUAUUAGAAGAAAAAUUAAAAAAACUUAUUGAGGAGUCGAGAGCUUCUAUUAAUUGGACUGAAGUAAAUAAGUGGAUUGCGGAGGGAGAACCAUACGAAGAACACGAAGAAAUUUUAAUGUUUAUGAAUCAAAAUGGAGUUGCUGACUCAAGAUCAGAUGAGGAGGAGAACAUCCUCAUGGAGAAACUUUUUACAGAGAUUCCGGGAAGGCUAAUCAAAAGGCCAGGACAAAGAGCCAUUCUAGAACUUCCACCAAAAGAGCCACAACCACCGGAAGUAAGAAACGUCAACAUUGUAAUAAAGUUGCUGGAUCCAACCAUGUUUCCGAUUCAAUCGAGAAACACGGAACAAAUGCUGAAUAAUCUGAGUAAUUCAGGUCUGUUGAAUAAUGUUAUUGGAUUAAAUGUGAGAGGCAGAGUUAGAAAGUAUGGAGCAGGAAUGACAAAAUUGCGACCUGCAGUAAAUAUUCUUUUGCGUCAUAUUCGUGGUAGAUGGUUCAGAGCAAUAGCAUUCUUCACAGACCAUUCUCUUUAUUCAAAUUUUCUUAAUUUGCAAGUUGCUAUAUUUCACGCUUCACGGAGCAUAAAUUGCUCUAAAUACAACUACGUGAUAUUCUAUACUUUUCAACUAAGACCGACAGAAUAA